Messenger RNA from Thrips palmi, 1328 nucleotides. RefSeq names its product RNA-binding protein 1-like. The record is from RefSeq and is a predicted model, not a curated record. Lineage: Eukaryota; Metazoa; Arthropoda; Insecta; Thysanoptera; Thripidae. Gene Ontology annotation, molecular function: RNA binding. Gene Ontology annotation, cellular component: nuclear speck. The transcript has 5 exons. Gene Ontology annotation, biological process: mRNA splicing, via spliceosome. The coding region runs from base 166 to 684 and encodes 172 amino acids.
UGCGCCAUCUUUCUCAUUUGUGGUUGGUUGGUUUGGAGACGCGCAAGCAAGUCAUCUAAAAUUCUGGAGCUUGCCGUGGCUGGACCGUUGUCGGUUCUGUAGUUUUACUUGUGCUUCGUCACUUUUUAUUAGCAUCGGCUUUCAAGUUAUUUUAAGGUUCUAACCAUGUCUCGCCAUCGUGAGUGGGAGCUCUCCUGCAAGGUGUACGUUGGGAACUUGGGCAACAACGCCUCCAAGCAUGAGCUUGAAUCUGCCUUCAGCAAAUAUGGUCCACUCCGCAAUGUGUGGGUGGCAAGGAACCCACCUGGUUUUGCAUUUGUCGAGUUCGAGGACCCGAGGGAUGCUGAGGAUGCAGUGAGAGGAUUGGACGGAACCCGUUGUUGUGGGGAAAGGAUGCGUGUGGAGAUGUCUAAUGGGCGCAGUCGGAACCGUGGUGGAUUCGGUGGUGGCGGCGGCGGCGGUGGUGGCUUUGGCCGUGGCAGACAAGGCAGAUCAAGGUCUCCCUCUCCUCGCCGCUCUCCGCGCAGGCGGUCUCACUCUCGCAGCCGCAGCCGUUCUCCGAGGAGAUCACGAUCGGACUCCAGGGAUAGACGAUCGUACUCUCCGCGCCGUCGCUACCGUAGCCGCAGCAGAUCGUUGAGCAAGAGCCGCAGCCGCCGCUCUGAAUCCUACGAUAGACGAUGAAGACGGUUAUCUGGUGAUGCGGAUUGAGGCAGUUUAUUUUCUGUGGCCUCUAAAAUCGAUUAGCACGUGAAAAUUUUAUCUACAGAUUUAGUUUUGUCUCAUUUGAUUGGUUUUCUCUCACUGAUGUUGGCUUGUAACACACCAAAGAUCAUGGGUUAUCAACUUUUGAGAGACUAGAUUCACUUCCAUGGAUUCAGCCUUUAAAGUUUUUGUGUAGCCAUUUUCAUUAUUUCUAUAGUCACUAUGGAAUCAGAGAAUAUUGUUGCUGAGGAUUGUUUCCAUACUUGUUUACAAAUCAAAUUUGUAACUUUUUAAAGAAUGAUUACUGUCAGUUUUGAUGAUUAAAUUGUCAUUGCUUCUGUUCCAUACUGCCAACAUUCUAUAUUAUAAACUGAAGUUGUCAAAGCCAUAAUGCAUGAAUUUUCUUGACGUGUGCACCUUUUGCAUGACACUUUCCACAUAUUCUGUUCUUUAUGUACAGUACUGUUAUUGCAAUUACUGACGUGAUCUAUCCCAUUGUGGGACCAUUCUGUAACUUAAGAUAGGUAAUUAGUGUGUUUCAUUUGAAAUCGUGUCAUAAAUGUAAGUGUUAUUUUAAUUGCGUCCUAUCACUGAUUAAGAAUAAAGGGGAAUGGAUAAACAAA